AAUCCGUGAGCUGAUUUUCGUAUAAACAUGUUAGUAACUAAGUCGCCGUAACAACCGUAGCCAUGCUGAUUAUAUUCUGUCUGACGUUAAUAGUUUCCGCCUCGUGUUUAGAAUCUAGAAUAAUCGGAGGCACAUCUACAACUAUCGAUAAAUAUCCAUAUCAGGUUUCUCUUCAUUACAAUAAUAAACUCGUAUGCGGAGGUUCAAUAAUUAGCAAAGAAUGGAUCCUAACAGCAGCACAUUGCGUUUACGGCUUAAAAGUAUCACUCUUUAAAAUCCGAGUAGCCAGCAGUUAUCACGAUAAUGGAGGUAUUCUGAUCACAGAUAUUUCCUCAAUUAUUUGGCAUGAAUCGUUUGAUGAGGAUAAUUACGAUUACGAUGUGGCUUUGAUCAAAUUACUCAAGCCUUUGUCCUUGGAUCGAAACACAAAAAUUAUUACUUUGGCGACACCAUCAAUUGUCAUCAAAACUGGUAACAAUGCAGUUGUUUCGGGAUGGGGAAAAACGUCGGCAAACGGCGAGAGUUCCAAGGUACUGCAGACCUUGAAGAUUCCGAUUUUUGAUCAAGAAGCCUGCCGAAAGGUUUAUGCUCGUUGGCGAAUAGUAACACCCAACAUGCUAUGCGCAGGUUUCACUACCGGUGGAAAAGACACUUGUCAGGGAGAUUCUGGUGGUCCGCUCGUGUACAACAGUGUCCAAAUUGGGAUCGUGUCCUGGGGCGCUCAAUGUGCGAGUGCUGGAUAUCCUGGGGUGUACACGCGAAUAUCCACCAUACGGAGUUGGAUAACUAAGCGAGCGAACGUGUAGCAGAAUUAAUUUCUUCCCUUCCUGCUCUUCCCCCCAUGGAAACAGGAGGAAGGUAGCGUACCGUUGAAAAACUAUUUGCUUUUGUUUAACCACAUCAAAAUAGGAUAGCAUUAUGAAAAAGAUACCACGUACGAAUUAUACAACAAAAGAAGACUGGCUGUGUUCACAAGUGAAAAGAAAAUUAUUUGCAACAAUGACGAAAUUCUGUAAUAGUGAAAUAGAAACUAAAAACAUUGUAAAAUUUU
This is a messenger RNA of Nylanderia fulva, 1051 nucleotides long. Its product is annotated as trypsin-1-like. Lineage: Eukaryota; Metazoa; Arthropoda; Insecta; Hymenoptera; Formicidae. Gene Ontology annotation, molecular function: serine-type endopeptidase activity. Gene Ontology annotation, biological process: proteolysis. The record is from RefSeq and is a predicted model, not a curated record.